GCUCCAUCCGGGCCUCCGGGCACCGCCCCUUGGAUGACGCCACAAUCGCGGACGUCUCCUCCGUGACGCAGUCAAACCCGGUCCGUCGCGUUGUGACGUCACAGAGCCCAGGGCCCCGCCCCCCCGUUUUCUCCGUGGGCGCCUCCCUCCGCUCCCCACAAGGGGCGGGACGUUGCGAUGAAACGGGGGCACAAGCCUAAUUCGGCCCCUGGUGGAGCAGGUGAGGCGGGACCAGGUGGGAUGGCAGAACGCCCCCAGGUUCCAGCCUGUCCCACGCGCCAGCCGGGACGGCUCCAACGCCAUCUCCUGAGCGGCGAGUUCGACCAGCUGCGGGAUUUACCCAUCUUUGAGAGCAACUUCGUGCAGGUGACCCGGUUAGGAGAAGUUGCCAACAAGGUCACCAUGGGGGUGGCAGCCUCCAGUCCUGCCCUGGAACUCCCAGACCUGUUGCUUCUGGCGGGCCCUGCCAAGGAGAACGGACGCCUGCAGCUCUUCGGGCUGUUCCCCUUGCAGUUUGUCCAGCUCUUCGUCCACGACGAAAGCCGCUGGCAACUCAAGGUCAAGUUCCGCACCGGCCGCGCCUUCUACCUGCAGCUACGGGCCCCACCGGAGACCCGUGACCGCGAGUUCGGCCAGUGGGUGCGGCUGCUCUACCGCCUGCGCUUCCAUUCGUCCCAGGGAGCCGUACCCUUCACGCAGGAGUACUCGGCGCUGGAGGACGACGAGGAGGAAGACGAGGACGAGGAUCUGACCGAGCAGGAGGAAGUGAGCGGAGGAGCUUCAAGCCAUGGAAGCCAGACUGGACCCACAGACCUCUGAACUCUGGGGACUCUGAUUCCGCCAACAUUCUUUUGAGGUCACUAAAAGACCAGAGAUCAAAGUGUACCCUACCUCGGGGCCGGACAGAUGAAUUAUUAAAGUUAAUAAAGAUCGGCCACUUAAGAAC
This is a messenger RNA of Eubalaena glacialis (North Atlantic right whale), 946 nucleotides long. It is a transcript of the gene GARIN5A, whose product is annotated as golgi associated RAB2 interactor 5A. Gene Ontology annotation, cellular component: nucleus. Lineage: Eukaryota; Metazoa; Chordata; Mammalia; Artiodactyla; Balaenidae. The record is from RefSeq and is a predicted model, not a curated record. Bases 178 to 819 code for a protein of 213 amino acids. The transcript has 5 exons.